AGGCAGCUACAAAUGCUCGGUCGAGAACGAUGCCGGCACCGCUACCCAUACUGCUGUUUUGAUCGUCAACGUACCACCACGUUGGAUACUCGAGCCAACUGACAAAGCCUUCGCUCAAGGCUCUGACGCGCGAGUCGAGUGCAAAGCCGACGGCUUUCCCAAGCCCCAAGUCACGUGGAAAAAGGCUGCCGGUGAUACCCCCGGUGACUAUACCGAUCUGAAAAUGAACAACGCCGAUAUCAGCGUCGAAGACGGCACACUGAUGAUCAACAAUAUUCAAAAGACGAACGAGGGCUACUACCUCUGCGAAGCCGUCAACGGCAUCGGCUCCGGACUGUCGGCUGUCAUCUUGAUUUCUGUCCAAGCUCCGCCUCACUUCGAGAUCAAGCUGCGCAAUCAGACGGCUCGUCGUGGCGAGCCGGCCGUGCUGCAGUGCGAGGCCCAGGGCGAGAAACCCAUCGGUAUACUCUGGAACAUGAACAACAAGCGACUGGACCCGAAGAGCGACUCGCGCUACACGAUUCGCGAGGAGAUCAUGGCCAACGGCGUGCUGUCCGAUCUCAGCAUCAAGCGCACCGAGCGCAGCGACUCGGCUCUCUUCACCUGCGUCGCCACCAACGCCUUCGGCUCCGACGACACCAGCAUCAAUAUGAUCGUUCAAGAGGUGCCCGAAGUGCCGUACGGCCUCAAGGUCCUCGACAAGUCCGGCCGAUCCGUGCAGCUGUCCUGGGCCGCGCCCUACGACGGCAACAGCCCCAUCAAGCGCUACGUGAUCGAGUACAAGAUCAGCAAGGGCAGCUGGGAGGCGGACAUCGAUCGGGUGGUGGUGCCGAGCUCGCAGCAGAACGUCGCCGGGGUGUUCAAUCUCAAGCCCGCCACGACCUAUCAUCUGAGAAUCGUCGCGGAGAACGAGAUCGGUACUUCCGAGCCGUCGGACACGGUUACCAUUAUAACCGCCGAAGAGGCACCCUCGGGUCCACCGAGCUCGGUGCGAGUCGACGCUCUGGAUCAGCACACGCUCAAGGUCUCGUGGAAGCCACCACCGCGCGACGACUGGAACGGCGAGAUUCUCGGCUACUACGUCGGCAACCGUCUGGCCUCCUCCGACAAGCCCUACAUGUUCGAGACGGUCGAGUUCUCGAAGGAGGACGGCAAGGAGCAUCAUCUGCAGAUCAUGAAUCUCAAGACCUACACGCAGUACAGCGUCGUCGUGCAGGCCUUCAACAAGGUCGGCUCGGGCCCGAUGAGCGAGGAGAGGCGUCAGCACACCGCGGAGGGCGUACCGGAGCAGCCGCCCCACGACACCACCUGCACGACCCUGACCUCGCAGACGAUUCGCGUCUCGUGGUCGUCGCCGCCGCUGGCCGCGGCCAACGGCGUCAUCACCGGCUACAAGAUCAUUUACGGGCCAUCCGAAUCAUGGCAAGACGAGAACACCAAAGAUACCAAAAUCACAUCAUCCAGUGAAACCAUUCUCCACGGACUGAAGAAAUUCACGAACUACAGCAUGCAGAUCUUGGCCUUCACCUCGGGAGGCGACGGCGUCAAAUCGGCUCCCAUUCAUUGUCAAACCGAGCAAGAUGCUCCCGAAGCGCCAACGGCGAUCAAAGCUCUGGUCAUGUCGGCCUCGGCGAUUCUGGUCUCGUGGAGGCCGCCGAGCCAGCCCAACGGCGUCAUCUCGCAGUACACGGUCUACUGGAAGGGCAACGCCAGCGAGCAACCGUCCAGCCAGAAGGUCUCGCCCACGCAGCUGACUCACGAGGUGUCGAGUCUCGAAGAGACGCGCAAAUACGACUUCUGGGUCACCGCCAGUACUAACAUCGGCGAGGGGCAGCCCUCGAAAGUCGUCAAUCUCGCCCCGAGCGCGAGCAUACCCGCCAAGAUCGCGUCGUUCGACGACAAAUUCGUCGCGACGUACAAGGAGGACGUGAAGCUGCCCUGUCUCGCGGUGGGCGUGCCGGCGCCCGAGGUCACCUGGAAGGUGCGCGGCGUCAAGCUCGCGCCGACCGAUAGACUGCGCCAGCUGCCCGAGGGCUCGCUCUUCAUCAAGGAAGUGGAUCGCACCGACGCCGGCGAGUACUCGUGCUACGUCGAGAACACCUUCGGCCACGACACCGUCACUCAUCAGCUCGUCGUGCACGCUCCUCCGCACUCGCCGCAAGUGACGCUGACGGCCACGACGACCAAUUCCCUGACCAUGAAGCUGCGCCCGCAUCAGAACGACAACGCGCCGAUUCACGGCUACACCAUACACUACAAGCCCGAGUUCGGCGACUGGGAGACCGUCCAGAUCAGCUCCACGUCCUCGAAGUACACCCUGGAGAAUCUCUGGUGCGGCUCCAGAUACCAGAUCUACGUUACCGCUUACAACACGAUCGGUAUGGGCGAGCCAUCGGACAUUCUGAACACUCGCACCAAGGGCUCGAAGCCGAUAAUACCGGAGGCCUCGAGAUUCAUCGAGGUCUCGACCAAGAGCAUCACUCUGCAUCUGCACGCUUGGUCGGACGGAGGAUGUCCCAUUAUCUACUUCGUCGUUGAGCACAAGAAAAAGCACUCGCAGGAAUGGAACCAGGUAUCGAACAACGUCAAGCCGGGCGGCAACUUCGUCGUCAUGGAUCUGGACGCCGCCACCUGGUAUCAUCUGCGCGUCACCGCCAACAACAAUCCCGGCUCGGCCGUGGCCGAGUACGAAUUCGCCACUCUCACUGUCACCGGAAGCACCAUUGCGCCGGCUCGCGAACUUCCGGACUUAAACGCCAGCGACAGCAGCGACGACCCCAUGAAAAUAUUCAUGGCCAACUUGAAUCUCGUGGUGCCUGUUGUUGCGGCCGUCCUCGUGAUUAUCGUCGCGGUCAUCGUGAUCUGCGUCCUCAAGGGCAAGGCUCACGACGACGAGAAAGAUGAUGUUGUAUAUCAGCAAACUGGUCCGAUCGGAGCGACCCUCGACAAGAGAAGACCCGAUUUACGCGACGAAUUGGGCUACAUCGCUCCGCCAAAUCGUAAAUUGCCACCCGUACCCGGCUCCAAUUACAAUACCUGUGAUCGUAUCAAACGAGGAACGGUUAUAAGUCGAAACGGUUCGGCGAGAAGUUACCAUCAGACUUGGGACCCGAGGAGGCACAUGUACGAGGAACUGAGCCAUUACGCGCCGAACAGGAGGUGUCCGCCGCCGCCGCCCGGAGCCUUCGAUCAACUCAAUCCGAGAAGCAUGGAGGACGAGAUUUGUCCCUACGCGACGUUCCAUUUACUGGGCUUCCGCGAGGAGAUGGACCCGAGCAAAGCCAUGCAGUUCCAGACGUUCCCGCAUCCGGUUAACGGCCACACGGCCACCAUGGGCCCGGCCGUGGGUCAUCCGAACAACUCGUCGGCGCACAGUAGAUCCGGAUCGCAGUCGAUGCCGAGACAAGCGAACGGCGGCCGCUACUCGCGAGUACCGUCCCAGGGCGGCAGCACGGGCGGCAACCAGAACAUCUUCACGCCCGAGUACGACGACCCGGCAAACUGCAAUCCCGAGGAGGACUACGGCUCGCAGUACGGCCAGUACGGCGCGCCCUACGACCACUACGGCUCUCGGGGAUCCGUGGGCCGUCGCUCCGUCGGCUCGCUGCGCAAUCUUCCCGUGUCCAACUCGCCCGAGCCGCCGCCACCACCGCCGCGCAAUCACGACCAGAGCAACUCGAGCUUCAACGACAGCAAGGAGAGCACCGACGUCAACGAUCAGGACGACAGGGAUCAGCUGAUUCGCAACUACGGUGGAAAUUCUCACGGGAAGGAUGCUAAAUCAGUCGAAGAGAUGCGUAAGCUCAUUGAAAGAAACGAAGGCUCAAAACAAAGCACCUUCAGCAGCAACCACUCAGGACUCAUCUCACCCUACGAUACUGUGGCAGUGUAAUCUGUAAAUUGCUCCAAGUCAGUCGCGCGAUAAGUCGACAGCAGCGAUCAACGAUUUUUCUCAACAAAUCGUCGCUUAAUAUAACAAAACAAAAAAAAACGAAAACCAAAAAAAAAAUUACUCCAUGAUGCCACCUCUCAUUACUACAACGAGAAGCAGUUACUUCAUUCGCUUCUCGUUCUUCUUGGUGCAUCUUCGGAAGAUAAAAAAAGGAGAAACUUAUCCACAUUGUACUGCGAUAAUAUAGAUAAUGAUGAUUUAACGUGAUAUAAUAUUGACAACAAAAAAACUCGCUGACCUCAUAUAUCACGUUAAACGGUAUGUGGGUGAGCGAGUGAAUGCGCGGAUGCAUGGAUUUUAAUUUAAAUAGCACAAAGUGAGUGUGAGUCGAGUAUAAAAGACAGCUCUCGGGGUUUGCGCUUCUUUUACUCGAUGAUGGCUUGGAUAAUUUUUUUUUAUUGCAAGCUUGCUUAUAUUGAAGCCGUGGAAAUGUUGAGAAACGAAAGAAAAACAAAGAAAAAAAGUAAUGUAACGUAAAUGCGUGCGCGCUGGCGCUCAAUCCAUCGAUACAGACAAAAAAAAAUGAAAAGAAAAACAAGAGUCGACGAAUUUAUUCGUUAUCGAGCUUUUUUUAUUUUGGUGCGUCUGCUACGAAGCGCCGAUUCUUCAUGUGUAGCUGUUGUUGCAGCGACUUAUCGGCUGGAAAAGUGAUCAAACAAUUAUUUGACGCUUGCCAAUCGAUAUACCGAAAGGAGCCAAUACCUCGUGGGUAUUGGAUUCAGAUCGACGGCAGCUGUACAGUUCCCAAUGUGAUUUUUUUUCUAUGAAAAAAGCUCGUUAACGAGGUAAUUUCCGCGUACGCGCGUCGCAGGAUCAACGAGGAGCUAAACAAGUCUCGUCUUGUUGCGCAUGCAGAUCUGCGAUGAAUUUUUCGUUUGUUGAUUUUACAAUUUCGAGCCUCCUCGGAUUGUGUCACGAUCGCGCCGGUCCCGUACCGUGCGGCGUCGACUUUCGGCGUCGUCCUGCGCACUCGUGCUCCAUUUGAUUUUCGUUCGCUUGAAAAAAAAAAUAUUGUAAUCAUCGAUUGUUUUUGUAUAAAACUUAUAUUUUUUAAUUGUGCUAUUGAUAAGUUUUUCUUCGUUGAUUGUACGGCAUUUAUAUUUAAAAGUAUAAGUAAGUAAUGUCGAUACUUUACAUAGCGAUGUGAUUUUUUACUCGUGUAAGAUUGAGGUGUGAUUUUUUGCCCCGCGUACCAUAAAGUCCUUUUUAGCGAUUUUAAUUCGUUUUUUCCUUUUUAAUCUGAAUUAUUUUCUCACUUCAACUUUGAUCUGCCGUUGAACGUUCAAUAUUGCAACAAAUAUAGUAUAACUUCGAAGCAAAAUAUAAUGAUAAUAUGAAUAACCGUGAGAAAAGUGUGCGAACAUUUUGUCCUAUUUAAUAUAUAAAAAUAUAUAUUUAUUGAUAAAAUAAAUUAAGGCAGCAUCGUCAUUGCCAGUUCGAAAAACGGUUACACAAAAAUAUUCCUGGGAGAAAAGAUUCUCGUUUCGGCUGAUAAAAAGGCGCAAAACGAUCGUAACAGGGGACAAAGACAAAUUCGAUGCGCAAUGAAUGAAAGUGAUAAAAGAAAGAUAGAAUGAAAAGAAUGACAAAGGGAAAUUCGAUGAAGCUGAUUUAAUUAUGACGAUGCGAUAUAAUUAUUAAAAAACAGAUUAUAGAAAUUAUCUAUUAAGCAGCUGAUGGUAGAAAAUAAUACCUUAUCGAUUACAUAAAUCCAUGAUGUAGCUAAUAAAAAAAAGGGGGAACUGACGGUUCGCGAGCCGGUCCCUUUAUAGCAUGUGAUUGCAAAAGGAUCCAAUGGAGCAGCACCUAUGCAGCGGGUCGCGAGCAGCACAAUUUUCCUCGCGAGACGCGAAAAAGGGUCAAAACACGAGGGAGGGGAAGUGAUUGAAAUACGAAAAACACGCGAGUAACGAGAAAAAAAAUCACAUGCGUAAAGGCGCACCGGCUCAUAGAUUGUUUUUAUGAUUAUAAAAUAUUUCUAAAUCGUACUCGUAUGCAUAACACAUAUAUUACAUUAAUUAUUAUGAAAAGUACGCGCGUAUAUGUGUGCCGUAAUUUUCUUUAAGAAACAAAACGAUUCGUAAAUAAUAUCUUCGUACGUGCCAUUGAGCGCCGACCACCCUCGUCAUGUAGACGAAAAAAUAAUAAUAUUAAUAAUAAACAUUAACUAAAAAGCAUGAGCUCUAGACGUCGUUGGCCAUUCUUCAACUCUAGGUGGAAUAAAUAAUAAUAUAGAUAGAAUUCAAACGAUUACCCAUAUAUGCAUGUAUACGUGUAUGUGUAUAUGUGCAUAUGUAUGCCAUAAUGGAAGCAAUCAUUGCAGCCAUGUAUUUAAUCAACGAUGAGGAACAAGGCUAUUGAACAGAAGGAAAACGAAAAUCGGACGUAUAAUUUGAAGGAAAGAGAUAGAGAAAAAAAGUUAAAUUAUCAAUGGUCUCUUUGGCGUAAAAAUUUAAUAAUCAAACAAUCUUAAAGUGUCGUAUUGUACGGUGUCUAAUAAUAUAAUCUUUAUCAUAAAUGUGGGUGUUAUUCGGAAAGUUUAAUUGGUGAAAAAUAAUAAUCGGGCCAAUAGUUCUUUAACGCGGCUUCAAGCGGGCGCGAGUAUGUGAAAAAGAAAAGUUGCAAUAGUUGUCGCUUCUCUUCGCCGGUCAACGAUUUACGAUAUUUACAUUAUAAAAUAACAAGGCAAGGGCUUAUACGUAAUACAAAUAUUAAAAACUAAACGAUACGAGAAAAAAAUAUUGCAGUUUCCUCUUAUAAAUAAAUAAAUGACGAAAACAAGUGCGGCUUUUUGUGAGAAUAUGAUAUAAAUAUAUAUUAUAUUAAAAAAAAAACAAAUGGGUCGAUUAUACUUCGUUUGCGAAUUAUUGAUACGUAGAAGUUAUGAUGCCUCAGCAAAGUCAGGGUAUAUGAGCGCUGGAUGAUUUACCGACGAGUAAAGUAGGGAAAAAAAACAUAAUAAAACGAAGGGAACGUGAAUGAGAUAUGCUUUUUUAACAUAGUUGCGAUGCAUUUGUUGCUGACAAAAAACAAUGUUAAUUCUCAUUUUAUUCAGUGCCAUGGUUAUCAUGCGAGGAGAACGCGAAAUAAAAAAUAAUUCGGAAAGUUUACGUUUGUAUUUGAAGAGCAGUAAGAGGAAUGAGAAAACAAUUUUUUUCCGCGCAAGUUUUAAUGGAUUUAUUGAUAAUAAUAACGCAAAAUACUGCCGCUAUAAUAACUAAAAUAUUCAUAAUAAUGUAUACAUACACAAUCCAAGACAAGUAAAUUGAAGUAAAGGAAAGAAAAUACAACAAAAAACGAGUACGAUCAAUCGGUGCAUUUUUUUCUAUAGGAUUAACGAACUGAUUUCUCUCUGUGCAACUAUAUCCCACAACGAUUUUUAUUGUUAAUUGUUAAUUUAUGUUUAAGCGAAACGGCGAUACUGUUGUUUUUAUUUAAUCAUUAUUAUUAGCAUCUUCAUCUUCAUUAUCAUUCAUAAUAUUAUUAUUCUUUGUAUCAUGUAUUUAUUCAUUUCAGUUGUUAUACUUUUAUGGAAUUUAUACGUACUUUUAAUGAUUUUAUUUUUAUGACUUUUAUGAGAUUAACAUAAAAUUAUGCAAGCAUUUGCAUACGAUUGGCUCAAUUAUGUGUGUAAGCAAAAGAAAAACAAUAGCAAAGUAUACAAAAAUAAGAAAAAAAAUUUUACUCGUACUCCGAUUCGAUGUAUUGCAGUGUGAUUUACUUUGUUUUUAUACCAAAGUUGUAAUAUCUAAUUUAAAGUUAUUGAAAUAAAUAAUAUUUAAAA
Molecule: messenger RNA, 7736 nt
Organism: Trichogramma pretiosum
Lineage: Eukaryota; Metazoa; Arthropoda; Insecta; Hymenoptera; Trichogrammatidae
Gene: Dscam1
Product: Down syndrome cell adhesion molecule-like protein Dscam2
Exons: 19
Coding region: 224-3892 (1222 amino acids)
Biological process (GO): dendrite self-avoidance; homophilic cell-cell adhesion; axon guidance
Cellular component (GO): plasma membrane; axon
Molecular function (GO): cell-cell adhesion mediator activity
Source: RefSeq, a predicted model, not a curated record